Mirounga angustirostris (Northern elephant seal) is the source of this 2887-nucleotide messenger RNA. It is a transcript of the gene ATF3, whose product is annotated as activating transcription factor 3. The transcript has 4 exons. NCBI's taxonomy places the organism in Eukaryota, Metazoa, Chordata, Mammalia, Carnivora, Phocidae. Gene Ontology annotation, cellular component: nucleus. Bases 703 to 1644 code for a protein of 313 amino acids. Gene Ontology annotation, biological process: regulation of transcription by RNA polymerase II. Gene Ontology annotation, molecular function: DNA-binding transcription factor activity, RNA polymerase II-specific; RNA polymerase II cis-regulatory region sequence-specific DNA binding. The record is from RefSeq and is a predicted model, not a curated record.
CGCUCUGAGCCACAGUCGCCCGCAGCGAGGCGCGCAGUGCCCAACGCUGUCCCGGCGCAGCCGCCCGAACCCGAGCCGACUCGCCCGCCAGCCCGCGCGCCGGCCGUGCGUCCUCGGGGCUCGCCCGUCCGCCCCCCAGACAGACAGCCCGACCCCGCCCCGACCCCGCCCGCCCUCUGGACCCUGGCCGCCGGGAGUGGAGACCGGAGGUGAGCGCCGGAACCGAGUGAGUGAGCGCGGCGAGGGUGGCCCGCUUUCAUUCCCUUUGCGCCCCUCUAAUAACCAGUCCCGCGACCCCUGCGCCCGUCCCCGAUCCGCGCGCCCAGCCUCCGGCUGCGAAAGAACUCUGGCCGAACUUCUCCCAGCCAAAGCUGCUCCUCAGCGCUUCGGAAAGUUUCUCGCAAAGAACUUUCUCUUUUGAUUUGGGGCGCGAAAGGGUCCCGGUGACGGAGAGGGCGGGCUCCGGCUCCUCCGCCGGCUUCGGAGCCCUGCUCCUCUCCGCCCUGGGCACCUGCUCACCUCUCCCGGAGCGGGCGUGGGGAGGCGGGUGCGCGGGGGUGGCCGAGGCUCUCCGGCUCGCUGUCCCGCUCAUCCUUCGCUUCGUCCCGGGCACCGCUGUUGCCAAGCCCAGCCUUCCCGGGCCCCGCGGAGAGGCACCGAGGCCGGGUGCCGGCGGAAGGGCUGCCCCAGGAGCCGGACCGAAUGAAUGGGAAAGGGACGGGCGAGCGGGGGUCGCGGGCGCGGCCGCUGGGGGUCGCCCUGCGCACCCUGGAGCGCUGCGCCGCGGGACCGCGCGGGAGCCUGGAGCGAAAGUUAGUUGGGAUGAGUUUCGAGGUGGCGAGCGCUCGUGUUGCUGUCCUGGGACGGACGGCGGAGAGGGCUCCUGGCACAGGCUGGUGUCCAACCCCUGGGCGGGAGACUUCUUGUCCCAAGGCUCUCACACGCUUUUCUCGCGUACCUGUGACUCUUCCUCCGGCGGGUCCGCGGGUUUCUCUGCCUUUCGUCUACGGAGACCCACCUUGGAGGAAGCAAGGUUUGGGUCUCGAUAUUUCUUUCAGCAAAAUGAUGCUUCAACAUCCAGGCCAGGUCUCUGCCUCAGAAGUCAGUGCGUCCGCCAUCGUCCCCUGCCUGUCCCCUCCUGGGUCACUGGUGUUUGAGGAUUUUGCUAACCUGACACCCUUUGUCAAGGAAGAGCUGAGGUUCGCCAUCCAGAACAAGCACCUCUGUCACCGGAUGUCCUCUGCACUGGAGUCAGUCACCGUCAGCGGCAGCCCCCUGGAGAUGGCAGUCACGAAAACCGAGCGAUUCUUCGAUUUGCAUUCUUCGUUCGUGCGUACGUAUGGAGAGGUGUCAUGCAGGAGGCUGGGACUUGACUUUGUCAGCCCCCCUCACCCGGCGGCUGUCCUGGUUUGCCAUUUUGCUGCAAAGAAAGGCAGUGUAUUUAAGGAGUCAGAGAAGCUGGAGAGCGUGAACGCCGAACUGAAGGCCCAAAUCGAGGAGCUCAAGAACGAGAAGCAGCAUUUGAUAUACAUGCUCAACCUUCAUCGGCCCACGUGUAUUGUCCGGGCUCAGAAUGGGCGGACUCCAGAAGAUGAGAGAAACCUUUUUAUCCAACAGAUAAAAGAAGGAACAUUGCAAAGCUAAGCAGUCAUGGUAUGGGGGCAACUGGGGAGUCCUCAUCGAAACCUUCUACAUCCCAAACCCUGAAGCCAUUGGAGAUCUGACUUCCUGUGCACCUCUCGUGAAGACCCAUCGAGGCGGAAAAGCCCUUGGUGACUCAGCUGGGCCUUUCCUCUCUGCACCAGAGUGGACUUUGGACCAGGACAAGGGCAUCUUUUUGUCUCAAUGCCAGGAUUUAGGCCUUAACAUUACUGGCUAUUCUUGGAUGCUGCAGAUGGCCCCUGUUCAGGGUCCUGCCCAUCUUCUGCCUGGAUUCUACCAAAACCAGGACUCUCACCAUUAGGACUCAUGCUGAAGAAGUGUCUGUACCUUGGGUGGGUGGAGUGGGGCCGCGUCCUGCACUGCCUCGGCCACUCGCAGGGGACACAGAGGGAGAACAGCAUUUAACAGCGUUGUACAAUGGCCAGGGUUGUGCUUUCUAGCAAACAUGCUAUUAUGUACCGGAAUUACUGUGUGCAAAGCGUCUGUGUGAAAGCUAGGCAUUGUGCUCUCCUGAUGUUUGUUUUGCACAACACCCGGUGUGAUUUUCCUCAGAUCUGGUUUCUGAGCGUGUGGGGGUGGCGAGCACCAUAGGCAGGGUCUUACAGAAUGUUGAGGUGGCCAGAAGAGCUUGUCCGCCCCGGGAGAACAGAAUUCUGCUGGCGAGCAGGGCAGUUUUGUGUCAACAGAGAAAGCCGCCUUUCCCGUGGAGCCAGGCAUUAACGCAAAACUCACGGGCAUGACUGCAGGUCCUCUGUCGCAAACCCAGUUAUCAUGUCACAGGAAGAAAGCAGGAAGUCCAACUUCCAAAGGGCUAGGACUCUCCACUCAGUGACUUAGGUCAGGAGUUAUUUCUAGGCCAGAAAAGCCAAAGAAUAUUCCAUUUUCCCUUUCUCGCAGUUGAAAACCACAUUCAGUGGAGACAAGUUUGAAGCCAGGUGAUGCCCAGGCAUUAGCAUUAUUGGAUGUUCGUGGCAUUGUUUGUCAUGCGGAUGUUUGUAGAAAUCUGGCCCAGAGCAUUUAUAGCUGUGAGAGGUCAUUCACACUGGCCACAGGACUCUGGCUACUGUCUGUUUAAAUUCUGAUGUUUCUGUGAAAUCCUCAGAGUGUUUAAUCCUGUUCAAUAGUAUCAUUACAAUUUUCUGUAAGAGAAAAUAUUACUUAUUUAUCCUAGUAUUCCUAACUUGUCGAUAUAAUAAAUACUGGAACCAAGACAUGGUGAACUUAA